GGGGGUGAGAGAGAGAGAGAGAGAGAGGGAGGGAGAGAGAGAAGGGAGAAAGACAAAGAACAAACCUUUCCGUUUCUGUCCCCUUCCUCCAAUCUCUAUUCCACCUGUCCUCGUUCUUUCUCUCUGUGCGUCUCUCAUGUUUCGUGAAUUUCGAGGCGCAAACACCAUUAAAACAGAGAGGCACGAAGAAAGAGAGGACCCAAGUAUUCUCACAGUCUCUCUCAGCAGCCACCCCCGCCGCCAGGUCCGAAGAUUUCUCUGGUUGCCCGUUUCGGUUUCUCAAUUUUCAGCGCAUUACUCGAGAAUUGGAGUGCAUGCACGUUGGAGGUAAGCGCUGUUGAUGGGGAGCAGUGAGCCGGUGCUUGUCCCUGAGUGGUACAGAGCAGGAAAAGGGGGUAAAGCUCCCAAUGCCAGUUCGGCAAGAAACAGACUUCUCUUGAUUCCUGUUGAACAAGAUUCUAAAAGAAGUCUCAGUAGGGAGGGCGAUUUCGGUAGGAGAGGUAGAAUGGAAAAUGUGGAUAGCCGUGCUAGAGCUCGUGAUGGGGAUAGAGAUGGAGGUAGAGAUCAAGAUAGAGGUGGAGAUAGAAACAGAGAGAGGAGAAAUUCAUCUGGAUUUAAUGUGGAGGGAUCAGUGAUUCAGGCAUCAUCACGAGUUCAGACCGCUACUCUGUCGUCAAGACAACGCAAGCGACUUGUGCCGGUGGUGCCUUCAUUGCCUAAAUCUUCUAGUUCCAACUCUUCAGAGAACUCUAAAUCCAGAGGAGCACCGAGGAGUGGAGAUUUCAGUGGUCCACACAAGAAUAGUCAGAAGUCGUUAUCUCAGUUAACUGUUGUCAACAACGCGCUCCAUGUAUCUGCUGCUAAGUCUGACAUUCUCAAGGAAUCUCAAUUUGGGAAUCUUCAAGUCCUAUCUCGAGAGAGAACUGGGCCUAUCUCUAUCGCUGUCCAGGAUGCUGGUCUGAGGAGCUCUGUUAAUUCAAACCUUAAGGCUGAAGCCAAGGAUACCAGUUCAAGUUCCAUUGAGAAGAGAUUCACCUCCAAAGCUCAGAAUCGUAAUGCGUUCUUCAACUCCCUCAGGAAAAAAACAUCAGUCAAUCAUUCAAAUGCUUCCGCUGUUCCCGAGCCAAGCUGCUGUGAUACUACGGAGAAGCCAUUGUCAUUGGAGAUGCACGCUACAAUUUGUGGUUCUGUGAUAAAUGAGGAAGAGAAGAACACUGAUGAAUCAGUGGUUAGUUCUGGUGAUAGUGUUGAUGCUACGUAUGUAUUUGAAUCUCAAUCUCCAGAGGACAAUGGAGAAAAUGAACGGUCGUUGUGCGGUUCUAAUUGUAACUGUGAUACUGUUGUUGACCCGGACGAGCAAGAGAAAGCAUUUCUUCUAUCUCUUGGAUGGAAGGAAGACGCAGAGGAAGAAGCUCUAACAGAGGAAGAGAUUGCUGCUUUCAUCAAACAGUAUCCGCAGUUCUCCAAACGCUUUUAAGCUGUUUUUUGCUGAGGCGCUAUUUCAAGGAUGAGAAGUCAUUGUGUUAUCAGACAUGGUGAAUGUUUUCUGUGGAGGUAAGUUCAAAGUGUCGAUAUUGUCUAUAGAAAGAAACAAAGGAGGGAAGUUGGUGGUUUUGAGAGGCUGUGAUGUUAAGACAGUGAGUGAACCAACUUUUGUCCAAUGUUGUUACCGAACAGUAGAUAAAGUUACAAUGUAAGAUAACCAAGCUUUAGCUGGAAGGCGCUGAAGAGCCAAUCUUUUUGUUUCUUUCAUUCCCAAAUUCGGUGGGAGAGUUACGC
Messenger RNA from Asparagus officinalis (garden asparagus), 1779 nucleotides. Its product is annotated as serine/threonine-protein kinase fray2-like. Lineage: Eukaryota; Viridiplantae; Streptophyta; Magnoliopsida; Asparagales; Asparagaceae. Bases 341 to 1477 code for a protein of 378 amino acids. The transcript is spliced from 6 exons. The record is from RefSeq and is a predicted model, not a curated record.